UGGAGGCUUUCACAAGGUGCCCAUUGGCUCGUGUCAGAGCAGAGCGCAGCUCGUCUUAUAAAAAGCCCAGCGCAUGCUUUUUCCUUCUCCUGGAUCACGGCAGAACCUCGGAUCGCUCGCAUCACUUCCAACUGUUCGGAAGAAGACAAGAAUUCGGCAGUCAACAGGAGUGGUGCGUGGACAUGUGGCUACUAGAGAAACUACGUAACAAAAUGGAGAGCAGCGGGACGUCAUCUCAGCCCCCGCAGACCACUGAAGCAAUACCCGUGGCUGUAUAUGCCAAUGUGCUGACCCCUGAAAAGAUUCCCAAUUUUUUCAUCCCCCCCAAACUCAUAUGCUGCCCACCAGAAGAGUCGUCACCCCCCAAGCCUCAGCACGGCUUGGGCUUGCGAGCAUCCUCCUCCGAUCACGUCAUCUGCGUUCAGAGUCCCAGGGGCAAAAACCCCAGCAGCCCUCGCCUCUUUUCCCGCCUGGGUGGGGACGCACGCAACCUCCAGAAGUCGGCCAACCGCCACAUCAUCCAGAUAGAAAGCGCGGACGAGCCAACCGCCGGGACUCUGGACACCAACACAAACGCAGACCCACAAUCUCAGACUGCCAUGUCAUUGCCUUACGUCCCAAAAGCCCAGACUUCUUACGGCUUCUCCACCCUGAUGGAGUCUCCGCACACCCGACGCAAGGAAAGCCUGUUCCACAGCGACCCCAGCAGCCCCCUUACCUCCCCCAACAGCCAGAGGCGCUCCCAAGGGGGGACUCACCUGGCCCCCGCCAACAACCCUUACCGCUACUUCAGCGGCGGUGAGAGCGACACCUGCUCCUCGGCGGAUUCGUCUCCGUUUAACUCUCCUCUGCUGUCGCGCUCAGCCUCUCUGCUGCGAUCCUUCACUCAGGAGACACAUGCCAAGGUAUCUCGUGCCAAGCGCUCCCUGGCCCGCCACAGCUCUCUUUCCACCGACGAUUGCAGCUCUGCCGACAACAGCCCGAACAUGCAGCGUCGCCGUAUGCGUUGCCCUACCUCUCCUGCCCUGCGCAAGUGCAAGAGCAGCGCCUUAAGGGGCGUCACCUCUGACCCUUUGCAGCGCGAGCACACCGUCAACCUGCACAAGGGCGGGACGCUCAGACUCAGCACGCACUAUGACCCAGAGGCGGCGCGGCUGAGGGUCCGUGUGCUGGCCGCCGAGUCCAUUUACGCCAAGCAGAUGGACCUGAAAAGUAUCAACUGCUGUGUGGCACUUUACCUGAAACCCGGCAAGAAGCAGAAACAGAGAAGCACCAUUAUCAAGAAUAGCAGGAAUCCCGUUUUCAAUGAGGACUUCUUUUUUGACUCACUUCCUAAGGCGCAAGUGAAAAGUAUGGCCAUGAAGAUAAAGGUGAUGAACAAGGGAACCAGUUUGAAGAGAAACAUGCUUCUUGGAGAGCGAGAAGUGAUGCUCAGUGAGUUGCUGGCAGGCCUGUAGGGAAUCUGUCAAGCCUUUCCUGUGAUUAUUCCACUUCACAGAUCUGAUUCAAAUUGGAGAUGUCAAAUGAAUCUUAGGGGGGUUGUAUCUUGCAAAAACCUUAACUAGCAAGUUACAGUACAGUAACAUGAACGCAUCGGCCAUUGACGGCGAUUGACAUCCAAUCAAUUUGGGCUGGGAGGGCCUGGCAGUUAAUGGAUUGACAUCCAUCUCCGUCAGUGGUAUUGAAAUGUGAUCAUUUACUAUCAAUUGAGCUUUAUUUACAUAUUACUGUCGCACAAUGUGUUACGGUUUUUAAUUAGUUGCAAUGGUCAAAUUUACAAGGAAUAUGUAUUGACAUAGACUUCAUAAUGAUAUUGACGGGACACGGGGCCGAUUAAUAGUGGGCCUGCAUUGUUGUCGUGGCUGUCAAAGCUGACCGAGUGGAAUCACAGACAAAGAGCUUUUUUCGUGGAAAAUUCUUGUGAAUAAAUGCUUAAAUCCCUGAAUUCUUUAUAGAUAUGGACGCAAAACAAUCUCGAUUCUUGGUUAAAAGCAUAAAAAACAGUGCAGUUAGCAUUUAUUUUAGGUAAAUAUGUCAAAGUACGAUGGUGGACUGUUAGUCAAUGUGGCGGCCGCUACAUGUAAACAGAGCUUUUCUGGUGAAAAUUCUUGUGAAUUAAUGCUUAAAUCCCUGAAUUUUUAACAGAUAUGGGCGUAAAACGGUCCCGUUUCUUGGUUAAAAGCCAACAAAUGUGCAGUUAUAAUUUAUUUUACGUAAAUAUGUAUAUAAGAAUGAUUCUAGUCCGUUAGACAAUGUGGCGGCAGACUAAAAAACUAAAAAUAUCAUAAUUACCCUGAAGCCUCUAACAAAUCACUCCUGAGACAAUCCUUCCUGUUUGUAUGCGGUACAGCUUUCAUACUUUUUCAACCUAAAUCCGACAUUGGAUCGCUGCAUGUGUCGCUGCGACCGACUGCGAAUACCUGAAGCGGAUUGUGGGACGCCCCCUACUUGAAGGCGUGGCGCAGUGAUGGUCGAAUCUGACCCUUCAAUAUCAUUAUGAAGUCUAUAGAAUUGCACAUCACCCUAUUGUUUUUUGAUGGAACUUGUAUUUGGUCAUGUAUUUGCUCCCUACUGAAUUUAACAGUCCUCAGUUAUUUGCUGUGGAAUCAUGAAAUAAAUGCCUCUGUGUUAAAAAGAUUCAUGUUUAUAUAUUGUACUAACUAAUGCCCUCAGAUGUUUUGUUGGUGUUUGUGCAUGUAAAUCUACAGAAAGGUUCCUGUGAGUCAACUGUGUUCGCAUAAUAAUGUCUCUGUGAAUUCAAAGUCCCUAUUUAAUUUUAGGAAAUACCAUUAUGAUUAAAUUAUGUGUUUCAAAAGUGUAAAAUCACAGCUUGAUUGCUCCCCAGAAAUGUAAACGUCGACAGCAGAGCGAGAGGAAGUUAAGGGGAAAUAAAGAUUAAUUUCCUAUUCGGAAACAGGAUAAAUUUUAUAAAGUAAAUAAGAAAAUCCUAUAUUAAAAUCUAGUUUUUUAUUUUUAGGCUAAAAUGGUUUACGAACCAGGAAUUAUUCUUAAACUGUGAGCUCCCUCUGGUGGCAGUCCAAUUAAUCAACGCCCGAGUAGAGCUAUUGUAUUUAACUUGUGUUAUCUUUAUUUAUUAUUAAGAACAUUUUCCCCAUAUAUCUAAGUGCAGUAUUAAUGAUCAAAUUGUGUGAUGUCACGAUGGCUUACAUUAAUAUCAACUAUGAGGUGGACUUACCUUCUAUACCUUGUAUUCUGAUGAACCUGUAUGGGAAAUACUUGGGGGGUUAAUGAAAAAAAUGGAUUAUUGUA
Molecule: messenger RNA, 3270 nt
Organism: Corythoichthys intestinalis (scribbled pipefish)
Lineage: Eukaryota; Metazoa; Chordata; Actinopteri; Syngnathiformes; Syngnathidae
Product: C2 calcium-dependent domain-containing protein 4C-like
Exons: 3
Coding region: 183-1457 (424 amino acids)
Source: RefSeq, a predicted model, not a curated record